This is a messenger RNA of Saccharomyces mikatae IFO 1815, 1218 nucleotides long. RefSeq names its product RNA lariat debranching enzyme (gene DBR1). Gene Ontology annotation, biological process: mRNA splicing, via spliceosome. Gene Ontology annotation, cellular component: nucleus. The record is from RefSeq and is a predicted model, not a curated record. Gene Ontology annotation, molecular function: RNA lariat debranching enzyme activity. The transcript has a single exon. The coding region runs from base 1 to 1218 and encodes 405 amino acids. NCBI's taxonomy places the organism in Eukaryota, Fungi, Ascomycota, Saccharomycetes, Saccharomycetales, Saccharomycetaceae.
AUGACUAAACUACGAAUUGCUGUACAAGGAUGUUGUCACGGUCAACUGAAUCAAAUUUAUAAAGAGGUUGCACGAAUUCACGCCAAGACACCCAUUGAUUUAUUAAUUAUUCUUGGAGAUUUCCAAAGUAUUCGUGAUACGCAGGAUUUCAAAUCAAUAGCCAUACCACCAAAAUACCAAAGGCUUGGUGAUUUUAUAUCAUAUUACAACAAUGAAAUCGAAGCCCCCGUCCCUACUAUUUUUAUUGGCGGCAACCAUGAGUCGAUGAGACAUUUGAUGCUUUUGCCACAUGGUGGCUAUGCAGCAAAGAAUAUUUACUACAUGGGAUACUCUAAUGUCAUAUGGUUUAAAGGUAUAAGAAUAGGGUCAUUAAGUGGGAUAUGGAAGCAAUGGGAUUUCAAUAAGCAGCGACCAAAUUGGAAUGAUCUAGAAAACAACAGUUGGAGAGCUAAUAUAAGAAAUCUGUAUCAUGUGAGACUUUCCGAUGUUGCUCCCCUUUUUAUGAUCAAUAAUCGCAUGGAUAUCAUGUUGAGCCAUGAUUGGCCAAACGGAGUUGUGUAUCAUGGUGACGUUAAACACUUGUUGAAGUUUAAACCUUUUUUUGAACCAGACAUUAAAAAGGGCGACCUAGGAAGUCCAGUGACUUGGCAAUUAUUAAGAAAUUUGCGUCCUCAGUGGUGGCUAAGCGCACACUUACAUGUCAGAUUUCCAGCUUCCAUCAAACAUAAUAAAAGGAGCUCUCAAAUACUAAACAGUUCAACGUCAAAGAUGAAAAAAAAUACCAAUGAAAUUGAUUUGGACUUGUCCAGUGACGACGAUGAAAGACCAGUUAUGAUGAAUGGCCUGGAAGAAAGUAAGCGUGAUUUCAGAUACGACGAGACACGAUUCUUGGCGUUGGACAAGUGCUUGCCAAGGAGACGUUGGUUAGAAAUUUUGGAAGUAGAACCGGAUAAGUCGCAUAUUUCGUGGAAGAAUGAGGAUCACUGCAUGUUUUGGGACCCUGAGUUUAUCAAUAAUUUGAAAGUUUGGCAAAAGAAUGAGAAUUUAUUAUAUAGUAAACCAUUUGAUAGCAUCGAUUGGAUGGAACUAUCUCAAUCUAAUCGGGAUAAAGCAAAGGAAGUUGAUUGGGAGAAUUAUGCCAUACCUGAAUACACUUUAGAUAUCCAGAAAGACGAGAUAGGCCAAACUACGAAAUUCAUUUCUAAAUUCCUUGUUUAA